Molecule: messenger RNA, 921 nt
Organism: Colletotrichum graminicola M1.001
Lineage: Eukaryota; Fungi; Ascomycota; Sordariomycetes; Glomerellales; Glomerellaceae
Exons: 1
Coding region: 1-921 (306 amino acids)
Biological process (GO): transmembrane transport
Cellular component (GO): mitochondrial inner membrane
Molecular function (GO): S-adenosyl-L-methionine transmembrane transporter activity
Source: RefSeq, a predicted model, not a curated record
AUGACCUCCUCGAACCCCCCCUUCACGACAGCCCUGCUCGCGGGCGGCAUCGCAGGCACCACCGUCGACCUCUCCCUCUUCCCCCUCGACACACUCAAGACCCGCCUCCAGUCCUCGGCCGGCUUCUUUCCCUCGGGCGGCUUCACCGGCAUCUACCGCGGCAUCGGCUCCGCCGUCAUCGGCUCCGCCCCGAGCGCCGCCUUCUUCUUCUGCACCUACGAGGGCUCCAAGUCUCUCAUCUCCUCCCGCCUCGCCUCCCUCUCCUCCUCCUCGUCGGUCCUCGACGAUCGCAAGGCCGGCUGGGUCGACCCCGUCUCCCACAUGCUCGCCGCCUCCCUCGGCGAGAUCGCCGCCUGCGCCGUCCGCGUCCCCACAGAGGUUGUCAAGCAGCGCGCCCAGGCCGGCCAGCACGGCGGCUCCUCCCUCCUCGCCUUCCGCUCCAUCCUCGCCCAAUACAACACCCCCGCCGGCCUCGCCGGCGUCUGGCGCGAGCUCUACCGCGGCUGGUCCAUCACCGUCCUCCGCGAGGUACCCUUCACCAUCAUCCAGUUCCCCCUCUGGGAGCGCCUCAAGCGCUGGGGACGCGAGCGCAAGCAGAACAAGAACUGGAAGCUCGGCCCCGCCGCCCGCCAGACCGAGUACGAGGUCAGCGCCGUCGAGAGUGCCCUGUACGGCAGCGUCGCCGGCGCUGCCGCCGCCGGCAUCACGACGCCCCUCGACGUGCUCAAGACGAGGGUCAUGCUGAGCCAGCAAAAGGAAAGGGUUGGCGACGUGCUCAAGACGAUAUACAAGGAACAUGGCAUCCGCCCCUUCUUCGCUGGUAUCGGCCCGAGAGUCAUGUGGAUCAGCAUCGGCGGUGCCAUCUUCCUCGGCAGUUACCAGUUUGCCGCAAACACCCUGACCGGUGCCGUACUAUCAUGA